Molecule: messenger RNA, 309 nt
Organism: Laccaria bicolor S238N-H82
Lineage: Eukaryota; Fungi; Basidiomycota; Agaricomycetes; Agaricales; Hydnangiaceae
Exons: 1
Coding region: 46-309 (87 amino acids)
Source: RefSeq, a predicted model, not a curated record
UCCAUACAAUGCACAUUUUCAACAUCAUCCACAGCCACUCCGUCCAUGGCUAAAUUUGCUGCUCUCCUCAACUUACCACCAUUGCAACCCUUUGUGCCCACAAACAUCGGUAGCACAUACGAUAUCAUGAUGGCUGGCCGCUUCAUCGAUUCUUUGUUUCUCGUGGCACACAUUCCGCACAGCGACUCCGCCAUCAUCUUCCGCCGACUUGAUUGUAAAAAUUUUCAAUCGCUGUUCAGAGCUCCGUUCUCCCCUCUUCUCUCCUUCGUCACCCACAUCGCCAGAUUACCCUGCUACAGCACCUUCUAG